ACGACCCAGGAUGGUGGAUCUCCGAGUGACUUCAGUAAUUAUUCUACUGAUUGUGCUGUAUUUUAGUGCUACCUUUGGCAAAGAAAUUGCCCGCUACGAUAACUACCGGAUUUAUCAGGUUCUUGCCGAAACAAAAUUACAUUUUCGUGUAUUGAAAGAACUUGGCGAUUCAAGUGACAGCUUUAUAUUUUUGGAUUCUGGUCAUAAAAUUGGAGAUAACUUUAGUAUUGUUGUGGCACCACAUAAAUUAGCGGAUUUCAUUGAAACGUUGGAACAUUACAACAUCAGCCACCGUUUGGUGCAGCAUAAUGUACAACAGUUGAUUGACGAGGAACGCAAUCGAAUCGAAACAAAACGUGCAUCAGGUGCUUUUGGGUGGUCAGACUAUCAUACUCUAGAUGAAAUCAACGCAUGGUUAGAUAAACUGGCUUUGGAAUACGAUCAGGUCGAAGUAGUCGAAGGAGGAAGAUCAUAUGAAAAACGUACGAUCAAAGGUGUUAAAGUUUCGUACAAGGAUGGAAACCCUGGGAUUUUCCUAGAAGGUGGUAUGCACGCCCGAGAAUGGAUUGCUCCUGCAACGGUAACCUACAUUUUGAACCAAUUACUCACCAGUAACGAUACAAAUGUACGAAAAAUUGCCGAAAACUACGAUUGGUAUGUUUUUCCGAGUGUUAAUCCCGACGGAUACGUGUACAGUCACAAAGUAAAUCGUUUCUGGCGUAAGACCCGAACUCGGUACUUCGGAGGUUGCUAUGGAGCAGAUCCCAACCGCAACUGGGAUUUCCACUGGAGAGAAAAAGGAACGGAUAAUCGGUGCUACUCGGAUACUUACGGAGGGCCAAAAGCGUUCUCGGAAUUGGAAACCAAAACUCUAUCGGAGUACAUUCGAUCACUGGAGGGAAAGAUUCAGACUUAUAUAGCCUUCCAUUCGUACUCGCAGCUGCUUUUGUUCCCCUAUGGACACACGAGUGCGCACACGGAAAACCACGACGAUUUGAACUACAUUGCGAAUGCGACUGUUACGGCACUGGCACAGCGAUAUGGAACUGAAUACACAUAUGGAAACGUCUACGAAGCUAUAUAUCCGGCGAGCGGAUCCAGCUUCGAUUGGGUAUAUGGCACAUUGGGAGUGAAGAUUGCUUACACGUACGAAUUGCGUCCAAGCUCUGACUCCUGGAACGGAUUUGUAUUGCCACCAUCUGAGAUUGUUCCCACUGGGGAGGAAACACUGGAUUCUUUAGUGACGUUAGUGGGAGAAUCAGCCAAGAAGGGGUACUAUGACAUCAAUUGAACUAAACGGUCUGAUCGGAUAAUGUAAUUACUAAUAUUUAUUUGCUAUAGUUGUUCGGGAUGUAUUGAUGAUUAGAUUAAAGUGCAAUAAAUGUGA
Messenger RNA from Topomyia yanbarensis, 1387 nucleotides. Its product is annotated as zinc carboxypeptidase A 1. Gene Ontology annotation, biological process: proteolysis. The record is from RefSeq and is a predicted model, not a curated record. The transcript has a single exon. The coding region runs from base 11 to 1291 and encodes 426 amino acids. NCBI's taxonomy places the organism in Eukaryota, Metazoa, Arthropoda, Insecta, Diptera, Culicidae. Gene Ontology annotation, molecular function: metallocarboxypeptidase activity; zinc ion binding.